AUGUCUCGUCGUCGUCGUCCUCAAAAGCAGAAGCGCAAGCAGAAGCAGAGGCCACAGCGCUGGUUUGAUGCGGUUGAAGAUCAGCUGGUCGCGGAUUCUGCCCUGCUGGAGGCGGUGACGGAGGGCGAGAUGAUCCGCCCCCGAGAGGCCAUUUGGCCCGACCGCGCGAGACUCCCGCAGCCCAUUGACUUCGACCACGACACGCAGUUCCUUCGUGCCCUCCUGCUCAGCUCUCUCUACUACCUUGAGUUUAUCUACGAGACUCGUCUCUCAACCCGUGCCAAGAUGUCUGAGACUCUCCAGGAGCUGGCUGAUAUCCCCAAGGAUUUCCUGCGUGAUGGCUCGCAGUUCAUCCGUCGCUGCACCAAGCCCGACAAGGAUGAGUUCUACAAGAUCUCCUACGCCGUGGGCUGUGGCUUCCUCGUGAUGGGCGCGAUCGGUUACUUCGUCAAGCUGAUCCACAUCCCCGUCAACCAGGUUCUCGUCGGCGGUGCUUAA
This is a messenger RNA of Penicillium lagena, 498 nucleotides long. Its product is annotated as translocon subunit SSS1. Gene Ontology annotation, cellular component: membrane; Ssh1 translocon complex. The transcript is spliced from 4 exons. Gene Ontology annotation, molecular function: transmembrane protein transporter activity. Bases 1 to 498 code for a protein of 165 amino acids. Gene Ontology annotation, biological process: post-translational protein targeting to membrane, translocation; protein targeting. The record is from RefSeq and is a predicted model, not a curated record. Lineage: Eukaryota; Fungi; Ascomycota; Eurotiomycetes; Eurotiales; Aspergillaceae.